AUGCUAGGCGUAGAAGGCUCGUCUACGCCGUAUGCGCCGUCGUCAUCGCAUCUUGGCGUGACACGAUCACGUACGCUCUUCUUCUUAUCGAUUCGCGACUCGCUUGCACCAGGCGGGACGGCGGCCUCGUCAUCCCAUGCGCCGCUGCUAGGCGGCGACAACGGCGAUCAUCACGUAUCGCCUGCGGACGAUGUAUACUUUGAUGUGGACCGCCACGAUGUGUCUGUAUCCCUUCCGCCAUUCUGGGUCGAUACGACAGACGAAGUGGAUGCCAUUCUCACAGCGAUGAUACCCAAACUCCAAGAGCUCGAUCGCUUGCAUGCACAGCAUCUUCUUCCCUCGUUUGCCGACAAGUCGGCCCAGAAACGCGAGAUCGAGGCACUAACGGAAGAUGUGACGCAAGAUUUUCGGCGUGCGUCGCAGCAUGUGUCGAAGCUGGUAGCGCAAACAACCGAAGCCCUUCGGUCCAAGCGGCUCUCGAAGCACGAGGCCAUGGCCGCACGCAAUGCGCAAACCGCACUGGCUACGCGCGUCCAGCACAUGUCGUCUAUGUUCCGUCGAAAACAGUCGCAGUAUCUACGUCGCUUGCAAGGUAUGGAAGUCCAAGAAGAGAAAAAACCUAGUGACGCAUGGCUCUUGGACGAUGAAUCAAGUAUACAGGAAGAUGUGGCUUUGUCGGAACGUGUGCAAGGUGAUUCGCAGCAGCAAGCACUUCUCGAUGUCGAAGACCAUACACUAUCGACCAUUCAAGCGCGAGACGAGGAAAUCACACAAAUUGCGCGCUCCAUUUCCGAGUUGGCGCACUUGUUUCAGGACCUCUCUGCGUUGGUCAUUGAGCAAGGCUCGAUGCUGGAUCGCAUUGACUACAAUAUCGAAUCCAUGGCCACAGACGUCCAGCAUUCGUCGUCCGAGCUGAAUCGCGCCAUGGCGUACCAGGCUGGCUCGAAUCGUCGUUCUCUGAUCCUUUUGCUGUUGCUGUGCAUUGCGUUACUCAUAGCGAUUUUGGUCAUACGCCCCUUUUUCAGGUAG
Molecule: messenger RNA, 1029 nt
Organism: Malassezia pachydermatis
Lineage: Eukaryota; Fungi; Basidiomycota; Malasseziomycetes; Malasseziales; Malasseziaceae
Product: tlg2-member of the syntaxin family of t-snares
Exons: 2
Coding region: 1-1029 (342 amino acids)
Biological process (GO): intracellular protein transport; vesicle fusion; vesicle-mediated transport
Cellular component (GO): endomembrane system; SNARE complex; membrane
Molecular function (GO): SNARE binding; SNAP receptor activity
Source: RefSeq, a predicted model, not a curated record